GGUAUUCUUUGGUUGCCACACACCCUGCACGCCUGCGUGACAAUGACCAGGUAUGUGGAAGAGUGCAGGCUGGAAUGGAGAUGUCCUCGGCGGUCGGAGCGGGAUCGUGUGCGGCUGAGGGCAGGUGCACGGACCGUGUAUCUCCUUCAAUGGCUGUGCAAAGCGUCUUUCCAAGACAGUCAGACCACCUGCGUGCAAGAUAAGUUCUUAAAGCGCUGUAGCGGCUGAGGCUUGUGGCAACAUGUACUGUAUCGUCUCAACCCACAACGUGCUGCAAAAUGGCCGCGCCGGUAUCAUGCCUCAGAACGCAUACGCCACUCCACAUGAACGACCAGUGAAGCAGUAUGGUGAGCGUCUCGCCUCGUCUUCGCGACUCGCUGGACUACGAGGAGCCUGAGGCUACGGAUCCACGCUUCUCCUUAGGCUUUCGGUCCCUCGACCUUGCAACGAAUGGAUACGAUCAGUACGAGCUCCAAUAUGAUCAUCGCCCGUUUUCUGGGUUCCCCAAAACUGGAGCGAUAGAGCGCAAAAGGCGACGACGCCAAAGUGAUCAGGUACUGGACUAUGCCGUACCUUUCCAAUACCGUACCACUGCGGACGGCGAAGCUUUUAGGCUUGCCCUGCUUCUUCCCGGGACUGGCACAUCGCCGGUAGAGUGUCGCUUGAUAUGGGAGUCUUCCAAGCGACCUAAGCGCGAGUACGCUUGUCUUUCUUACUGCUGGGAGACUGUCGAGCGGACGACUGCUAUACUAUGCGAUGGGUACCGUUUCCCGAUUACGAAAAACCUCCUCAUGGCCCUGCAGAAAGUGCGAAAGCCAACCAUAGGCAUUCACAUUUGGAUUGAUCAAAUAUGCAUCAACCAGGACGACUACCAAGAGCGAGCGCACCAGGUCUCCAUCAUGAAGUAUAUCUUCAGCAAUGCAAAAGAAGUGAUUGUGUGGUUAGGUGAAGCUGGCGAUCGAAGCGCGAAGCUGUGCGAGUACGCCAGGAGGAUGGCGCGAGGGCAGCAUGCCCCAAACGACCGGUAUAGUCCAAAGUCAGCACUCAAUCGCAUCAUGAACCAGAGGCAGCUUCAGGACGCGCUACAAAGGCUACUGGAGCGUCCGUGGUUCAAAAGAGUCUGGGUUAUCCCCGAAGUCGCAUUGUCUCACUUCUCUGUUGUUGCCAUCGGCGACAGCACAGUCUCCUGGGACAACCUUGUGAGACUGAUCAGAGACACGCAGCUGCCUCAGAGCGCAGGCUUCGACAAGCAGACAGCGUUGCUCGGCAAUCCGCGGCAACGUAUAGCCAUCAUAACACAAAUGAGCGCAUCGCAAAGCAAAGGAUUAUUCCACACAGAUAUCAUGCAACUUCUCAUACUUGCCAAAAGUAGCCAGGCCACAGAUGUGCGCGACAAAGUGUAUGCUUUUUACGGUGUCACUCUGCUUAGGACUCACCCUUACUACGGCGAGAUACCUGAUAGAAAGACCUCCAUCGAGCGACUCUACGUUGAGAUUGCGUGCCACUACGUCAACAGCAUUCUCUACGAUGAUUACUAUAGCCGCUGGCAUGGACUCAACGAAGCUCGGCGUACUCAGCAGCUUAUGAGCAUACUGUACAGUGCCGGUCGCCUCCACCAACACCACAACCUGCCAUCUUGGGUGCCGGACUGGACCUACGCUUGGUAUCAGGCUCCACUAUGGUGUAAGACAGAGUCGAACUUGGCAACGCUGUUACCGAGGGAUGAUUGGAGUGCAGGCAUCCGUUCAGAUCAUCGUGCGGGUGGCGAGAGGCGCGAGACAUUCGAGAUUAUCGACGCUGCAACUGCUCGGCACCAGCUACGAGUGUCUGCAUUAAUUUUCGAUUCGAUACUGGAGACAUACGAAGCGACUCCGGCGAUGACACUCUCUGAGGAGCACGGUCCCUUGGAACCCAGCGAUUCAGCCACCGCGCUACACUCUCCUACUCUCUCUUACGGACGUGACUUCUUCAAGACAACAAAAGGAUUCUUCGGCAUGGCCACGCGCGGCAUUCGCCAAAACGAUACGGUGGUCUUGCUAUUGGGCGGCGACGUGCCCUUUGUGCUUCGCGCAUUUAAUCGUGAAAGCAACGGUACGAAAACAUUCAUGCUACUUUGCGAAUGUUAUGUGCAGGCCAACAGCGUUAUGGUUGGAGAUUACAUGCGGACGGAGUGGUCACGGUCUGAGGACAUAACGAUACUGUAAUGAUCUAUGCGUAGCAAGUAGCAUAGGCUGUUCGAUGUAUCAUUUUAGUCUGGAGUAUAAUCACCGUUAUAGGAGAAUGUCACAUUUACUGU
Messenger RNA from Baudoinia panamericana UAMH 10762, 2296 nucleotides. RefSeq lists its product as uncharacterized. The record is from RefSeq and is a predicted model, not a curated record. Lineage: Eukaryota; Fungi; Ascomycota; Dothideomycetes; Mycosphaerellales; Teratosphaeriaceae. The coding region runs from base 345 to 2204 and encodes 619 amino acids. The transcript has a single exon.